Molecule: messenger RNA, 1016 nt
Organism: Cylicocyclus nassatus
Lineage: Eukaryota; Metazoa; Nematoda; Chromadorea; Rhabditida; Strongylidae
Source: the annotation of a GenBank genome assembly
AGAUUUUCAGGUAGUCGUUCAAGAUUAGAUGCAAAAAUAUGACAAGUUGGAGAAGAUCGGUGAAGGAACUUAUGGUACCGUUUUCAAAGCUCGUAGUAAAGAAGGCGGCGAGGUCGUUGCGCUGAAGCGUGUUCGGCUUGAUGACGACGAUGAAGGUGUCCCGAGUUCUGCCUUACGGGAAGUUUGCAUCCUAAGAGAGCUGAAACAUCGGAAUGUUGUGCGACUAUAUGAUGUGAUAUACUCUGAAAGUAAACUGACGCUAGUUUUUGAGUAUUGUGAUCAGGACCUCAAGAAAUUUUUCGAUUCACUCAAUGGACACAUUGAUCAGCAGAUGGCCAAAUCGCUGAUGUUGCAAUUGUUGCGUGGACUAGCAUUUUGUCAUGCACAUCAUGUUCUCCAUCGUGACCUUAAACCGCAAAAUUUGCUUAUCAACUCAAAUGGGCAGUUGAAAUUGGCAGAUUUUGGCCUUGCUCGAGCCUUUGGAGUUCCUGUUAGGUGUUAUAGUGCUGAAGUAGUGACUUUAUGGUAUCGACCGCCUGAUGUACUAUUUGGGGCGAAAUUGUACAAUACUUCUAUUGACAUGUGGUCAGCUGGAUGCAUAUUUGCCGAGAUUUCAAACGCUGGCCGACCGCUUUUUCCGGGAGCUGAUGUUGAUGAUCAACUGAAGAGAAUUUUCAAACAGUUAGGCACACCUACUGACGAUACUUGGCCCGGAUUGUCACAGUUGCCUGACUUCAAACCCAUGCCGCUUUAUCAUCCAGCAAUGACAUGGGGUCAAGUAGUACCGAAUAUGUCAGCUAGUGGACGCGAUCUUCUACAGAAGCUACUCGUUUGCAAUCCGAAUGGUCGAUUGGACGCCGAAGGAGCCUUGCAACAUGCAUACUUCUCGGAUUAUGCUGAUGUUUGACUAGCUUUUCUUGUUUUUCCCAUUUUCUUUGUUAUUAAUCUAUGGUGCUUUAUAACUAACUUAUACCUGGGUAUUGUUCUGAUCUCAUCUAUAAAUGUGAUGAGUAUUC